UUUUCUAACCGGCAUGCAUCUCGCGGUGAUCGGUUCUGCGCAGAAUUUGCUCACAAUCUCAAACAAGCUUGAUACGCGCUCCGAUAAACUGGUUCGAAACAAUUGAUUUACAAAGGUUUCGAAGCUUCAUGAACAGUGUUUCAAAAGCGGCCAUUAACCAUCCAUGGCGACUUACAGUCUGAAAAAUAAGUUUAUCGUUAGUUUGUUGGCAGUGUAUGCAUUCUUCGUGCACGGUGCAUCUGAUGUGGACACAGACAGAGUGUCAGUGUUUGUGAUGAAGGGAGAUUCAGUCACUCUUCACACUAAUAUUACAAUAAACCAACAAUACAGAGUUAAAUGGUAUUUUAUUGACACUCUCGUCGCUCAACACAAUCUCGGUCAUAUCUGCAAAGAUGUUCAGUGUCAUGAAGAUAAUGAGAGAUUCAGAGACAGACUGGAGCUGGGUAAUCAAUCUGGUGAUCUCACGAUCACAAACAUCAACACUUCAGAUCAUGGAGUUUAUCGACUAAAGAUCUUCAGCAGCAGCAGCAGCAGCAGCCACAUUACAAAGGUUUUCGAUGUUGAUGUUUAUGAUGGCACUGCUGAAAUGAAGAGAGAGUCAGUGAAGGAGGGAGAAUCUGUCACUUUAGACACUCCUGAAGAAAGAAACCCAAAUGAUGUGAUGUGGUAUUUUAAUGACACUCUCAUCACUGGAGAUGAGAGUAAGAUCUGUACAGAUGAACAGUGUGAUGAGAGAUUCAGAGACAGACUGAAGCUGGAUCAUCAGACUGGAUCUCUGACCAUCACAAACACCAGAACCACAGACUCUGGAGAUUAUAAACUACAGAUCAAAUCCAGCAGAAACCGCUACAGUAUCACCAGCAUUAUGAGCUUCAGUAUUUCUGUGACUGAUUCAGGUCUGUCUUCAGCUGCUGUAGCAGGAAUAUGUGUUGCUGUUGGUGUUCUGCUGGUGGCUGCUGCUACUGCUGGUGUGAUUUACUAUCGCUACAGACACUCUAGAAAGGAUGAAGGAAGCCCUCGUGAUCGGAGAGGAUCCCGACACAGGGCCAGCACCAAUGGGAGGCAUUUGCGGACCCUGACCCCACAAACGGGUUGCUAUGCCCCCCCUUUCCAAUCUCUCGCCGAAAGUGAAAGUGAAACCGAAUAAAACAGCGCGCAUAGGAAAGCGCUUGCACGCUUUCUUGAGUGUCAGCAACUGCACACGAUUGCAGAUGGCACCCAUCUUUAAGCUGGAAGUUAAAGUG
Messenger RNA from Sinocyclocheilus grahami, 1244 nucleotides. RefSeq lists its product as uncharacterized. The transcript is spliced from 5 exons. NCBI's taxonomy places the organism in Eukaryota, Metazoa, Chordata, Actinopteri, Cypriniformes, Cyprinidae. Bases 164 to 1147 code for a protein of 327 amino acids. The record is from RefSeq and is a predicted model, not a curated record.